Harpia harpyja (harpy eagle) is the source of this 4170-nucleotide messenger RNA. It is a transcript of the gene CCDC169, whose product is annotated as coiled-coil domain containing 169. NCBI's taxonomy places the organism in Eukaryota, Metazoa, Chordata, Aves, Accipitriformes, Accipitridae. The record is from RefSeq and is a predicted model, not a curated record. The transcript has 8 exons. Bases 102 to 845 code for a protein of 247 amino acids.
CCGCCGCCCGCCCCGCUCCCUCAGGCCUCCGCCGGGCGCUCGGCGGCCAUUAUCCCGCCCAGCCGCCGGGGCUUGCGGGCGGGGCGGGGGCCGGCGGCGGCAUGAGGGAAGGCGGCGAGCGGCGGGCGGCAGAGCCCGACCGCCUGGCGCUGGAGCUGGGGCGGGAGAGGCGGAAGAAGCAAAUGCUUGAAACCUCAAUGUUUGAACUGAGAAACACUGUAACAGAACUGGAAAAAAGACUUAGCAGUGUUGAAGAUGAAGGUAGUGAAUGGAAAACCAGAUAUGAGACACAAGUAGAAUUGAACAAACAGCUGGAAAGGCAAAUUAAUAUUCUUCAAGACAAGAUGGAGCUUAUUCGUGGAAAUCCAGCAGGAAGAAAUAAAUUGUCCAUUGUUCGCACCUUUGAUCAAAUGCCUGUGGGUUCCUUAAAGGAGGUUCUUAAACGACUAGAAGAAGAGAAGAAAAGUCUCCAGAACCAGCUAAAAGACUAUGAACUUAGACUGGAACAAGAAGCAAAGGCUUACCACAAAGCUAAUGAUGAGCGGCGCAUGUACCUCUCGGAGAUCUUACAGACCUCAGCGACGCUUCAGAUUGUUCAAAGGCAAAAAACAGAUGCUCUGACUGGCAAGGGAGAAAACCAGAUACUGAGGCAGAGCACUGUCAGUUUGCAGAGAAGUAAAAUUCAUGCUGAUAAGAAGAUUAAAGGCUGUUUAGAGUAUCAUCAUUUGUGGUCCAUGGAGAACUUGAAAGCCAUAUAUUCUACUGGUGAUACCUGCAGGAUAAAAAUACUAGUAACAUCUUGUUUCCCUGAAAUGGUUGUAGCUACUCAUGCCUACAGGCAGUAAAUAAAGCUAAGUGUCACAAAGGAGAACAGACAUCAGGCUUGCAAAUAAGAAUGACUGCUUUCGGUAUGAAAAUGCCUGAUCUAAGAAGCUUGAAAUUUCAAAAAAUAAUUGAGAAGAUUUGUUCAGCCCUACAUUUCCACCUGAAGUGAAAUAACUUUGCACAGCUGCCUUGUCAAAGCAAAAUAGCGUGUUUGAAGCUAAACUGAAGAAAUGUAUCAUCUGAGUUACUGACCUUCUAUUAGUUGAAAAUACUUAUCGCAUGGGGAGCACCAGGGGUUGUUUAUUAGACUCACCAGUUUUAUUCAGACAUUACUCAGUGGUAAGUAGAGUGCAGCCCUGCAGGUUUGCAAUGCUUCCAAGAACCAUCUGAAUGAAAAUCUCUUUUUAUUGUCCUUUUUUUUUUUUUUUUUUUAAAUCUAUGAACAAUUCAGUUCAUUUAGGGUUGAACAUAAUUUGAUUUAGGGAUUUAGAAGAACCUCAGGAACCUUAUGAAGUUCAACAAAACAAAUGCAAUCUCCAACCUCUGGAACAGGAAAAACCCCAGGCAUCAACACAGGCUGGGAACCAACAACUGGAAAGCAGCUUUGCAGAGAAGGAUGCAGGGGCUCUGCUGGACAAGUUGACCGAGAGCCAGCAAUGCACCCCUGCGUCAAAGGCGGCCAGCAGCCUCCUGGGCUGCAUCGGCAUGAAUGGCCAGGGAAGCAAUUCUUCCUGUCAAUUUGGCACUUGUGAAACUGUAUCUAGAGCGCCGUGUCCAGUUUGGGGCUCCCCAGUACAAGAAGGCCAUGGACGUACUGGCUUUGGAGAAAAGAGGAAUACUGUAGGAUGGAAUCCAUCUCACUUUCCUUGCCUUGAAAGUCAGUGUGGUAUUCAGGUGCCCACCAUGUUUUUAUACAAAGCUUACCUAGUUCUCUUUAAAGAGGGUUUUCUAGCUGUUAGGGUUCGGGCUUUUUGAAGGAAACCCAGUGCUCUACCUAGUUUGAUUUAUCUUGAAGAACUGAUCAUAUUAGAAAUUACAUUCAUCGUCAAUGCGCCAGCUCGUACUGAAGUUCAGAACUUCUUGCUGUCGUCACUGUUCUGUGUCCUUUGCUUUGGCCGAUUCAUUGCACACUGGCAAUCUGUUUACUGUCACCGAGUCCUCCUUCAGUUCUAACAGCUGUUGUCCUGUUUCUUCCAUUAACUUCUUUUCUGGACUUAGCUUUUCAACUUCUCUAAAUAGGGAUAGUACCAUGUGAUUACAAAAGCUGUGUGAUUACAGCGAAGGUGGACUAUCUAGGCUUUUUUCCUUCCUCUUCCAUUCACUGCUGAAGACUUUCACACACCAGUUACGUGUGCAAAGACUCUGACAUUUCCAUGAGCUAAUCAGAAUAUGCAUAAGGACACUUAGAGGAUUGUCUUCCCUUUACAAAUGUUUCAGUGACAGCCACAUUGGGGUGUUUUAUUCCAGGACACAGAAAAAAGUACCUGAAAAAGUAGUUUAUUUCCCAUAAUCUGGAAUGUUAUAAUUAUUUUAUGUUUAAAAAUAUUCAAGAGGAAUUCUUGCUGUUGUAGGGUGAAGUCAGUUGUUAAUUAUUUACAUUUUCUCCUUUAUUCAGCUAUUCUUUCUACAUAAUUAAAAAUUCCUUCCCAUCCAACAAGAAGUCUGCGUUCCAGCUGAGUUUGAGUCUCCUAGAGGGGAAAGGGUUUUUUUGUUAUUGCUGGUUUUUAGUCAUCCCCUGCUGCUAUCCUGUCGUCCAGUCAAAACAGAAUGAAUUUGCAAAAGGCUUCCAGCAGCAGAAAAGCCUCUGAAGCUUUGCUGUAAAAUAAUGCGUACAAUGUACUGGAAAACAAUUGAGCUCACAGUGCUGGAAUAUAAACUCAUAGUAACAAACCACUCACUAAUAAGUUUGACACACUAAGUCCAAUAUUGAUUUGAAACGAUUUCCUGUAGAUCUUGUGCAUUGUGAAAGUGGGAAGUGGAUGUAAUAAAGAGGCUAACACAAUUAACUUAUAAAAGUGUAUAGAGUGAAGCAAAUAAUCACACAGAAGUUUUAAAUGACUGAUAAAUAUUUGGUCAGAUUUCAUCUUACUGUGGCAAAAGCCUUGCCUGUUUUCUCUGAGAAUAUUGUGACAUGCCUAAGAGCAAUCAGGUAUCUAAAGUGACUUAGUAUCCAAAUCAAGAAUUUUUGAAAAAAAUACAUUUCCUGAUUAGUUUAACUCACUAGAUUGCCUGUGGACUGUCAGUGUUGAUGCGAGGAAUUGGCAGUUUCAUGCACAAGUAGAUACAGAUUCUUCUAGACGUCACCGAAAUGGAAUCUGAAAAUAGUCUACAAAUAUGUACAGUGUUGUCCCUACUGAAUCCUGUGGAAAUCAUCCCGUAAGUCAGAAAAGCACAGAAGACAAUCUAGAUUCUGGUUGGAAUGCAGGAUGGAAGGCUAAUCUGAACAUUACUUGUGUUUUAAAAUCAGUUUAAUUAAAUUCAUGAACACAGCUGAAUGGACACGCUUUUCUUUAGUAUAUAAAUAAGGCAGUACUGCAACACCAGUCAGAAAAGUAAUGUGGGAGUCGUAUACAUACAGCAUGCUUAUGCAUCUAUCAUGUUCCGGGGAAUGUGGAUCCAAUACCACUGAGUAAAUCUAUUCCUUGUGACAGUUUGAUGGGGGUUUUUUUGGAUCUUUUCUUGCUGCAAUAUUGUAGAACAUAGUCAGAGAUAUCAAGAUUUAUUCUGAUGUCUCCUACGUGGAGUCCCUAUCAGAAAACAGCAUUAGCUGGAUGUUCUCAAAGAGCUGCUUCUGAAUGGGCUGCCAAUCUGAGAUAGCGGAAAGGACAUACUCUCUAUUAUCUUAUGUAUUAUUAUGAGCCAUUUUAUUAAAAUGAAAAGUUUGUUGUCCAGCUUAUUCUGUAUUACCUUUCUGUCCUUCUGUCUUCUUCCUGCUUUGCAAAGCUUUUUACAAUCUUCUCAUCCUUUUUUAAAGAUCUGUGUGAAGAAUAUGCUCUAUACAAUACUGUUGUGCUGAAAGUUUUACUAAAAAAUUAAGAUUUUUGUGGUUUAUGACCUAUUCAGACAACCAACCUGUUACACUAAAUAUUAAUUUUAAAUUGUUUUAUACAACCAAAACAUUUGGAAUACACAAAUACUUUCCAAAUAUUAAUUAGUUAUCAAAUUAUUUUUCUGUCCCUGUUAGACUGUAAGCUCGGAAGUGUAUGUUACAGAGCCAAACAUGUUUAGGGUAUUAGACAAAAGCAACAGGCCAAAUUCAGACAGAUGAUGCUCAGCCAGAUUGUUGUGUAUGGCUCAGUAAGCUUCUACUGUCUAAUACUUAAAAUAUUUUGUUUAACAAUGCUA